UUCCCUUCUUAUAUAAAUCCUUAAUUAUCUUUCAAUCAUUUUUUUCUGAUUUUCUCUCUGCAACGGAAGGAGUGAAGUGGAUCAAUUCUUUCGGUCUAUUGGUUCCUACUUCCUACCUACCCUAUGAUGUCGUAUUCCAGACGAUCAAGGUAUUCUCGCUCUCGUUCCCCAUAUAGGAGGGACAGUAGAUCUGUCUCAAGGUCUCUGUCAAGAUCAAGGUCCAGGAGCCGAUCGAGAAGUCAUGAUUCAAGUGAGGUGGAAAAUCCUGGUAAUAAUCUAUAUGUCACAGGAUUGUCCCCUCGGAUAACAAAGAAAGAGCUUGAAAAGCAUUUUACAAGUGAAGGAGGAACGGUGAUAGAUGUUCACCUCGUGGUUGAUCCUUGGACAAGAGAGUCUCGUGGUUUUGGGUUUGUCACAAUGUCAACUGUUGAAGAAGCUGAUCGCUGCAUCAAGUAUCUGAAUCGCUCAGUACUUGAAGGUCGGGUCAUCACCGUGGAGAAGGCAAAGAGAAGAAGAGGCCGAACACCAACCCCAGGACGGUAUCUUGGAGUGAGAACCAUCCGAGUGCAUCGUCGAUCUCCCAGUUAUUCUCCGUAUUAUAGGAGUCGUUACAGUUCUCCGCGUUAUUCCUCAGAAAGGGACAGAGAUAGAUCAUACUCCCCUUAUUACAGGCGGCACAGGUCCUACUCUCGAUCUUUGUCCCCCUACAGCAAGUCACCAGUUCGCAGGCGACACCGUUCCUACUCCUCAGAUGACUCUAGGUCAUACUCACGACAUGACCGAUCAGUCUCACCUUACUACAGGAGACGCCACCGAUCAGUCUCCCGAAGUGUUUCUCCAAGGCCGAGAAGGAGCUCAAGAAGAGGCUAUACACGUAGUCCAUCCCCCAGGCUGAGGAGAAGCUCGAGGAAGAGCUACUCUCGCAGUCCUUCGCCAAAAGCAAGGAGUUCAAGGAGGAGUUACUCCCGGAGUGUCUCCCCAAGAUCAAGGAAGAGUUCGAGGAGGGGCCCCUCUGGUAGUCCUUCACCCAGGCGGCAGAGAGGCUACUCUCGAGAAAGUUAUUCCUGUAGCAGGAGUGUGAGCUCGCGGUCAGCAUCUAGGUCCCAAUCUCCUGUAUCAAGGACCCCUUCACCAGCCUCGCGGGACUGAAGUUAAAACUUCUUGCAUUGAGUGCGUAAGUUUGAUGUAGCUUUUUAUUUAUUUAUUUGGUAAGAAAGUUUGAUGUAGCUUAGGGGUCUUUUGGAGUUUGCUUAGCUAGUCCUACUGCUGUAUAUGCGUGAACAUUUUUCUUACUCUUUUUUCAGAUAAAAAUAUCAAUUCGUGGUUUUGUUGGCAUGUUUGUUUUUAA
Messenger RNA from Nelumbo nucifera (sacred lotus), 1348 nucleotides. RefSeq lists its product as uncharacterized. Lineage: Eukaryota; Viridiplantae; Streptophyta; Magnoliopsida; Proteales; Nelumbonaceae. The record is from RefSeq and is a predicted model, not a curated record. Gene Ontology annotation, molecular function: RNA binding.